AGGGAAGGAAGCGCCGCCGCCGCUGAUCGAUCGACGCGCCACCGGCUGGAUCACCGCCACUCGCCAAAAGGUUAGGGUUUUUGGAGAGAGGGCCGGGAAUCGUCGUCGCCGCUCCUCCGCCAUGGCCGCCGAUUGCUCGCUGGAUGCCACAGGGAGGAGAAGAGGCUAGCGCGGAGGAAACAAAGGAAUGGGAUGGAUGAAGGAGAAAUAUGUACGAGGUGAUUAGCACAGGGCGUAGUAUGCAUAGAAAUGAAGGAAUUCACGAAGGAUUCAUGGUGGAGAGGCAAGGAGACGUGGAGCUUAACGAUUACCAGCAGUUGCCAGGGGCGCCGCCGGCACCGCCACCCGGCGAUGAUUCUUCCAGUCCGGUGGAUUUUAUGAAGGAGGAGAGCCUCAAGUUUGAUGCGGUCUCGGACUUGGAUCGUUUCUUCGUGCGGCUCUAUGAGUACCAUCGCGAGCAGGGGUUCUGGUGCAUUGUCACGCAGUGGGUUCUGGAGCUGCUGUGCCUGGCCUUCACCAUCUUGUUCUCGGGGUUUUUCUUGCUCUUCGUCAACUGGCAUGGCCUCCGGACUGCCAAGUGUGGGAUUGCUGCGGCGGAAGCUGGGACUGCUCCUUGCGACUUGUCAAAGGAGGCGCUCUACGAGCAUCCGCUACAGCCUCUCACGUUCUACAGGUUUAUGGUCGUCACGUACUUGGUUCUGUUCUCGCUCUACUGGAUCUUUUGUUUCCUGAGGUUCUUCACACAGCUCAAGGAAACUCUGGAGAUCCGGGACUUUUACCACACAAGUUUGUGCCUUACGGAACACGAGAUACAGACCACCUUGUGGCCGGUGGUUCUGGAGAGAAUUGUGCAGCAGAGGCUGUGUAUAGUUCGGCAUCUCUCGGCUCACGACAUUGUGAUGCGCAUCAUGCGAAAGGAGAAUUAUCUGAUUGGGAUGGUGAACAAGGGCGUUUUUGCGCUUCCUCUUCCACACUGGGUGCCGGGAGUCGGGCUGACUGUUGCCCGUGGUCCUCAGGGUGUGCGGAAGCGGCUGUUUCUCAGUAAGACCCUCGAGUGGAGUCUAAACUGGUGCAUACUUCAGUAUAUGUUUGACAGGCGCUUCUCCAUUCAAAGAGACUUUCUUAACAAUCCUCAUCGGUUAAAGAAGCGCUUGAGAACAUUCGGGCUGUGCAUGCUCUUGUUGUCUCCCUUCUUGAUAAUAUUUAUGCUGGUAUUCUUCUUCCUGAGGCAUGCCGAGCAGUUUUACAAUCACCCAAGCUCUGCUGUCUCCCGCCGGUGGUCCAACUUAGCAAAGUGGACAUUCCGUGAGUUCAACGAGCUGGAGCAUAUGUUUAAUCAAAGGCUUAAUGCGAGCUACAAACCGGCAGUCGAGUACGUUAAACAGUUUCCGUCUCCAAUUGUUUCAAAGGUUGCAAAGUUCGUGUCUUUUGUCUCCGGCGGACUAGCAGCCGUGCUAAUUAUUAUCGCGUUUUUGGAUGAAUCUCUCCUUGAAGCUCAGCUCUUUGGGCGCAACUUGUUAUGGAUGGCCGCUGUUUUCGGCACUAUAACUGCAAUCAGCAAGCAAUGCACAGCCGACGAAAACCAAGUCUUUGAUCCAGAAGGCUUCAUGAGAUAUGUAGCACAGCAUACGCAUUACAUGCCAAAACAUUGGAGGGGAGCCGAGUAUACGAUCAGAAUACGGCUGGAAUUUGAAAAAUUAUUUCAGUAUACGGGUGUGAUGCUGCUGGAGGAAAUGAUUUCAAUAUUCGUCACGCCUUUUAUCCUUAUUGUUCUCCUCCCAGAGUGUGUCGAUGAUGUGCUGCAGUUUGUUCAGGACUUCACUGUCAAUUUAUCUGGCGUAGGCGAUGUUUGCAGCCUUGCAGUAUUUGAUUUUGAGCACCACGGGAACAUGAAGUAUGGUUCCCCGUGUUUUACAGCCAAAGACCGAAGGAGCAACCAAGGAAAGAUGGAAAAGUCGUUUCUAAGCUUCAAGAGCAACUAUCCAAACUGGGAACCCGACGCCAAAGGAAAACAGUUCCUAAAUCUUCUUGCUCAGUUCCGAAUGCGCCACGAAGAUCCCGCAACGCACCCAAUGUCGAUCCCUUCAUUGUCAUCCACCAUCCUGCACCAGACAGGAAUCUUCAGGGACGGCAUGAGUUCUCGGCAUCCACUUCUCCGCGCGAGCAUGAGGCAGAGCACGAGAAACGACUUCGUCCUACUGUCCAACAGCAACUUAGUCCAGGUGGAUCAGAUGUACUGGCUCGACCAGUACUACACGUCCAAGUCCGUGCAAGGCUACGAGAUCGCGAUACCAAUGGGGGAACAGGUUGAACGUGAGAGUGGUGGCGAAAGCAAUACCGGAGAGCUGCAGCGAUAUGCUGAAGCUGGCAGGAAUCUGGUAAAGGCGACUACAAGCGACCGGGCUGCUACCGAGAGUCGAUGGUGGGCACGGCGAGCUGGUGGCUCGGCCAUGAACGGGGAGAGCAUCUUCCAGCCUCCAGUGUUUCGGGGAGCAACCUUACCGCAGGACAGCGAGAGUGAGGAGGACCAGGACAGUGACUGGCUGCGAAGACCGUCACGGAGUUCUUUCACGAGCACUCACGCUGACAACGAUGGUGGCGGCCAGUUUGAUCUCCCCUUUGGCGACGUGUACGAGAAGUCACGCGAUUUCUCGGCGGACAAGCAAAGGCCAGGCGGUGGUGAAGUGAGGUCUGUGUGAAGUUUCAUCUCUUUCAAGCAAAAGCAGGAGAGAUGGAUUUCUUCCUGGCUUCUACUGCUACUUCCGGGCUGUGACCGAAAGGAUUUUAUUCUUUCAAUCGUGAUGUGAAGGCCAAGGUUUUCUACGAGAUUUAGAGUCGAUGAUCCGACACGGCACGACGACAGGUUUUUCAGUGUAAAGCUUCGUCGCUAGCUAACAAUCCGUUUUGUUUAUUUUGGUCCGUCAAAGCCACCCAUUUAUUCUGUACAGAAGAACCAAAAGGAAAAAAAACACUACUUUUUUCUCUUAAAGCUUGUAUGCCUUGUAAUAAAAAUAAAAAGGUGAAAAAGUCUUCAACAA
Selaginella moellendorffii is the source of this 3038-nucleotide messenger RNA. RefSeq names its product autophagy-related protein 9. Bases 210 to 2699 code for a protein of 829 amino acids. The transcript is spliced from 9 exons. NCBI's taxonomy places the organism in Eukaryota, Viridiplantae, Streptophyta, Lycopodiopsida, Selaginellales, Selaginellaceae. Gene Ontology annotation, biological process: autophagy of mitochondrion; protein localization to phagophore assembly site. Gene Ontology annotation, cellular component: phagophore assembly site; autophagosome. The record is from RefSeq and is a predicted model, not a curated record.